Messenger RNA from Suillus discolor, 171 nucleotides. RefSeq lists its product as uncharacterized. The record is from RefSeq and is a predicted model, not a curated record. Lineage: Eukaryota; Fungi; Basidiomycota; Agaricomycetes; Boletales; Suillaceae. The annotation marks the transcript as partial. The transcript has a single exon.
AUCAUAAAGUACAAGACUUCUUGGGACCAGCACCACUGCGAAGUUCUAGGCAUUACUUCAACAUACACCGUCUUUCCCCACCUCGAUGUUGCAUCUAUAGCCGUGUCUGGUUACUGCACCUGCCGAUCAUUCGCAUAUGCGGUGCUAGUAUCCAAGAGCCGUUUUGUGUGA